AUGAAAUCUACCUCGAGCAGUAAUAAUGUUCGAUCAACAAAUUUAGUGCAUUCAUUGCGCCGAUCUCAUCACGAGUUCACCAGCAUGACAACGGUUAUUGCUCAAUCGCCAAGACAUGAGGAAUCAGAUGAUUCGCUUUAUCCGAUCGCCGUCCUCAUUGAUGAACUCCGUAAUGAAGAUGUACAUUUGCGACUGAACAGCAUUCGAAAACUCUCAACAAUUGCGCUAGCUCUAGGUGUUGAACGGACCCGAAACGAGCUCAUUCAGUUCUUGACAGACACAAUAUACGAUGAAGAUGAAGUUUUGCUCAUUCUAGCAGAUCAGCUCGGAAAUUUCACACCUUUGGUAGGUGGUCCUGACUAUGUUCACUGCUUGCUUCCACCUCUCGAGAAUUUAGCUACAGUUGAAGAAACUGUUGUUAGGGAUAAAGCAGUGGAGAGUUUGAGAAAAAUUGCAGAUAAGCAUAGCACUGCCGCCUUAGAAGAACACUUUAUUCCUAUGCUCAAACGGUUGGCAACAGGCGAUUGGUUUACUUCUCGUACUUCCGCAUGCGGACUUUUCAGUGUUGCUUAUCCACGCGUGAGUCCUGCCAUCAAAGCAGAAUUAAGAAGCCUCUUUCGGCAGAUGUGUCGAGACGACACUCCAAUGGUUCGCCGAGCGGCUGCGGCAAAAUUAGGAGAUUUUGCAAAGGUUUUUGAACGAGACUAUCUUGUAGACGAGCUGCACGCUAUGUUCUGCGAUUUAGCAGUCGAUGAGCAGGAUUCCGUUCGCCUCUUAGCCGUUGAAGGGUGCAUAGCCAUGGCUGGUCUUUUAUCUGAGGACAGUCGUCGUGAUCUUGUUCGCCCCGUUCUGAGCGGUUUGAUCGACGACAAGAGUUGGCGUGUAAGAUUCAUGGUCGCAGAGAAGCUCACCGAGAUACAAGAUGCCAUUGGAGAAGAAAUGACUAUGACAGAGCUUCUACCCGCAUUCACAAAUCUUCUCAAGGAUCCAGAGGGUGAAGUUCGCGGUGCAGCUGCACAGAAGCUAAACACAUUCUGUACCAAUCUGAAGAAGAGUGCUAGGGAGUCUGCUAUUUUAAACAAUGUGUUGCCAGUUGUCAAGGAGUUAGUUACUGAUCCAAAUCAGCAUGUAAAAACUGAGCUCGCCGGUGUAAUUAUGGGUUUGGCGCCAUUAGUGGGAAAGGAAAACACGAUAUCACAAUUGCUGCCUAUUUAUAUGCAGUUGCUGAAGGACAGUACUGCUGAAGUGCGCCUUAAUAUUAUAAGUAGCCUUGAUAAGGUAAAUGAUGUCAUCGGAGCUUCGCAGCUUUCACAAUCACUCCUACCAGCUAUAGUAGAGCUUGCUGAAGAUGGUAAAUGGCGUGUGCGACUAGCUAUUGUUCAGUUCAUGCCUCUUCUUGCGGCGCAACUGGGUCAACAGUUCUUCGACGAUAAAAUGCUUCCACUUUGCCUCAACUGGCUUUGCGACCACGUUUAUGCUAUUCGUGAAGCUGCCACGAUGAUCCUCACCGAGCUUGCUGAAAAAUUCGGUGGCGAAUGGGCCACAAAAAAUAUCAUGCCAAAAGUGCUAACGCUAUCUAAGGACCUCAAUUAUCUGCACCGUAUGACAUGUCUCUUCUGCCUUAAUUCACUUGCUGGCGCUGUUGGAUCAGAGCAGACAGCCAAGGAGAUAAUGCCGGUUAUUAAAGAGCUCAGCGAGGAUAAUGUUCCUAAUGUACGUUUCAAUGUGGCCAAGGGACUCUUGAAAAUUGGAAAAGUUGUUGACGCAAGCGUCCUUCAAAACGAAAUUAAGACGAUCUUGAAUAAUCUGUCGAACGACGCUGACUUCGACGUCCGUUACUUUGCCGAAGAAACGAAAAAUGGACUGGGAUUGCAUUAG
This is a messenger RNA of Necator americanus (New World hookworm), 1878 nucleotides long. RefSeq lists its product as uncharacterized. Bases 1 to 1878 code for a protein of 625 amino acids. Lineage: Eukaryota; Metazoa; Nematoda; Chromadorea; Rhabditida; Ancylostomatidae. Gene Ontology annotation, molecular function: protein phosphatase regulator activity; protein binding. The transcript is spliced from 17 exons. The record is from RefSeq and is a predicted model, not a curated record. Gene Ontology annotation, cellular component: cytoplasm; protein phosphatase type 2A complex. Gene Ontology annotation, biological process: protein dephosphorylation.